Messenger RNA from Paramecium sonneborni, 867 nucleotides. The record is from the annotation of a GenBank genome assembly. NCBI's taxonomy places the organism in Eukaryota, Ciliophora, Oligohymenophorea, Peniculida, Parameciidae.
UUUAAUUCGUAAAUUUAAGUACAUUUUUAAAAUGAGUGAAAUAUCCUAAAUUACAUAAAACUAAGUCGAAGUUCAAACAUAAGAUUAAACCAAUGUCAAACAAGAGAAUGAAUAAAAUCCAAAUGUAGAAUAAUAACCUGAUCCUCAAUUAAAACAAGAAUAGCCUGAAAAAUAACCUAAAAAAAAGGAACAACAAUAAUAAGGAAAAAAGAAACCUUAAUAAUAAUAACUUUAAUAGCAGGCUCCCCCUCAAGAUUUUGGACCAUUUACAGAUUUUGUUAGCGUAGAUAUAAGAGUUGGUGAAUUAAAAAAAGUCUGGAAGGUAUUUUGAUUUUAAAUUCAAGCAUGAAGAAUCAGAUAAAUUGUAUUGUGAAGAAAUUGAUAUUGGAGGAGAAAUUAGAUAAAUAGCAUCAGGAUUAUAAUAAUUUGUGCCUAUUGAAGAAAUGACAGGAUAAGUUUUAGUAUUAGUAAAUCUUAAAGCAAGAAAAUUGGCAGGUAUAUUACAUCUUUAUUUUAUUUAGGUUUUAUGUCUAAUGGUAUGGUUUUAUGUGCAUCUGAUGCAGCUCAUACAAAAGUAGAAUUGAUGAGACCUGCUCCUGGAAGUAAAUUAGGAGAGAGAGUCAAAAUACAAGGACAUGAAAAUAUCUUCAAGGAUGAAAAAGAAGAUGUUUUAAAUCCAAAAAAAGGAUAAUGGGAAAAAGUUGCCCCACUUUUGAAGACAAAUUAAGAUCUUUAAGCAGUUUUUGAUGGUAUUAAAAUAUAAUAUUAAUUUUAGGACAUCUAUUAAUAACAUCAUAAGGUCCAAUUAUUAGCAAGACAUUAGCUAAUUCAAACAUAUCUUGAGAAAUAUAUAUAAAAGAAAAUAAG